This is a messenger RNA of Emericellopsis cladophorae, 1191 nucleotides long. RefSeq lists its product as uncharacterized. Lineage: Eukaryota; Fungi; Ascomycota; Sordariomycetes; Hypocreales; Bionectriaceae. The transcript has a single exon. The record is from RefSeq and is a predicted model, not a curated record. The coding region runs from base 1 to 1191 and encodes 396 amino acids.
AUGCUUCGCGAAGAGUCGUUUUGCGCAGACGAGUACCAACUCUAUUUGGAAUUCGGCGACGACAAGCGCGUCCGACACGAGUUCCAGGAUGGGCUCCCCGCCGAGGAGAACGUUUUUGCAAUAUUCGAGCCUGUGACGCGGUCAAGAGUCGUUAUUGAGUGCAUGCUCAAGCAUAUGCCCGAGAGUGUCAAGCUCAAUAUGGCGAGCGCCCAGGUUGUCCUCGGUCUAGCACCGAGUGUCACUGCCUUCUUCGCACCGGAGGCGUGGCAGGCGGGCGUCAUUGUCAGGAUAGGGAAGCAUCCACUGCGCCAUCCGCUUGUUCUUCUCUUAGCCACCGCCUCUCCUAUCCUGCCGCCCUCGCUCUCUUCAGGCUCGGGGCUUGUGGAAGCUCUGUUGACCAGGAGCGUUGGUGGAGGCGGCACCGACUUGCACCAGCGUUUCGUUUUCCCGCCUUGGAUCUACAGGUUACUGUCCGUACGCGACGGCAAGAUUGAGGGUGGAAAUCCCGUGAGAAGAAGGCUCGCGCUGUGGAUUAUAGGAUGGCCGAUUGUCUACCUACUCAGUCUGGCAUCUUUAGCCAACGUCGCCCAUGUCAUCUGGAGUCUGUAUAAUACGGUCUUGAACUUUUCCGGCCAAGAACGCUGGCUCUUCGUAUUAUGGAUCUUCACCGGAUUGAUAAUCCACACCUCGGGUGCCCUGGCGGUGUGGCCUCGGCUCAAACGCCGUCCCGCUGCUAUCGCUGCUGGCAGCAGAACGGCAUCAACGACGACACAUGACGAGAUAGCUAGAUAUGCGGAGGUGGCUGCCGACACAAUUGAGAUGUCCGAGAUCGACAGACAGCCGGCGGGCGGACUGUCUGUAUCACGGGGCGGCAGGAGGAGAAAGGUCCAAGUAGAGAUUAGACCACCUAGUAUGGUUUCCGUGCUCUUGACAUGGUUCACUGCUAUGGCUGCUGUCCUGCAUCUCAUUUUUGGGACCGUCAUCUUCUCGAGCGUCCUGCUCGUCUCGGUGGUGGAUGCUGUGCCCAUUGCAUUGCGUCUGCUGGCCUCAGCAAUCUUUUCUCGCAUAGUCAUGGAAUAUAUGAUCUCUAUGUGGUUGCGAGACGUUGACUUGCUCUAUCAACCACCAGUGGAAAGCGGUGAUGGGGUCAGGAUCGAUACUGCGGAGGAGACUGCACCACUGUCACCUUGA